Messenger RNA from Salvia miltiorrhiza (redroot sage), 1696 nucleotides. RefSeq names its product syntaxin-22-like. Gene Ontology annotation, biological process: vesicle fusion; vesicle-mediated transport; intracellular protein transport. Bases 582 to 1406 code for a protein of 274 amino acids. Gene Ontology annotation, cellular component: endomembrane system; SNARE complex; membrane. Gene Ontology annotation, molecular function: SNAP receptor activity; SNARE binding. The transcript is spliced from 7 exons. The record is from RefSeq and is a predicted model, not a curated record. Lineage: Eukaryota; Viridiplantae; Streptophyta; Magnoliopsida; Lamiales; Lamiaceae.
GGAGAGCGGGAUUCAAACUUGUAGGCGCAAGUUGAAGAUGAUCUCUGCCGCGGAGGUGGAGCCCACUACCGUCUAUGAUACACGUGUCAGACACAAGAGGCAGCCGGCAUCCACCACAUAAUGCUGCUCUAAAUCAUUCUGUCGUUGUCUCUCUCUCUCUCUUCCCCCGCAAUUUGAUCAAACGAUUCUCUUUUUUUUUUUGGGAGUAAAAAAGAUAAUCGAGAAGGAGAGCGAAACCAAACUUUCUCUUUUCUUCCUCCCUCUCAAUCUGUUCAUAUUCUUGCUGAUUCUCAUUAAAUAACUAGAAAGUAAAUAAGAAAAAAAAACCGUUUGUGACGAUUGUAGUCAUCCCAGUCCGCCGCGUUUCAGCUAGAAUCGCAGAGUUCCCUGCGAAAUCCCCCAAACCCAAUUACUAGGGUUUUGUUUUUCUUCUUAAAGGUCCUGAAUUUUGACAAAAUUACCAUAAUUGUCUGUUUUCUGGGGCUAUAUAGGGAGGAUUCUGGUUAGUGGGUUUGAUUAUACUGUUGAGGAGAGACAUAGUUUCAAUUGCUGCAAGAAAAGAAAAAUAAGGGAGGAGAAAUAUGAGUUUUCAAGAUCUAGAAGCGGGUCGUGGAAACGGCUUGCGAAGGGGGUACGUCAAUGGUAAGCAGGACCCGACGCAGGCGGUGGCGUCCGGAAUUUUUCAGAUCAACACGGCGGUUUCCUCAUUCCAGCGCCUGGUUAAUACUCUGGGGACCCCCAAGGACACGCCAGAGCUUCGGGAAAAGCUGCGUAAAACUCGGCUACAUAUUGGGCAGCUGGUGAAGGAUACCUCAGAUAAACUUAAACAAGCUAGUGAAAUAGACCAUCAUGUUGAAGUCAGUGCAAGCAAGAAAAUCACGGAUGCCAAACUUGCAAAAGACUUUCAAGCAGUACUGAAGGAGUUUCAAAAGGCGCAGCGGCUUGCGGCUGAGAGAGAAACUGCUUAUACUCCAUUUAUUUCCCAAGCAGUUCUUCCUUCUAGCAGCUACUCAGCUAGUGAUGUGGACAUCCGUGCAGAUAAGACCCCAGAACAGCGAUCACAGCUUUUGGAAUCUAGAAGGCAGGAGGUUGUUCUGUUGGACAAUGAGAUUGCAUUCAAUGAGGCAAUCAUAGAGGAAAGAGAACAAGGAAUAGAAGAAAUACAACAACAAAUUGGUGAAGUAAAUGAGAUUUUCAAAGACCUUGCAGUACUUGUUCAUGAACAAGGAACUAUGAUAGAUGAUAUUGGCUCCCACAUUGAGGGUGCUCAUGCGGCAACUGGACAAGGAAAAUCCCAACUUCUCAAAGCAGCUAAGAUGCAGAAGUCGAAUUCAUCCCUGACCUGUUUACUGCUAGUGAUAUUUGGCAUUGUGCUUCUCAUAGUGGUCAUAGUACUUGCCGCUUGAUUGGGAUCUUCUAAAGCUAUGGAGAAUCCGCAGGGAUGGUUCAAGUAUUAUUGGUUGAUUGUUGCUGUUUAAAGCACUUUGCUAUGUAUGCAAGGUGUUGUGGGUGUUUAAAGUGUGUCUCAUCUUGAGGUGACUUUUGGACGAAGUUUACAUGGUUGACUACCAAUUUGGUUGUGGUGGAAGGUUUGGUAUUGUUUUGUUUCUUGUAAAUUCUUUUGGUUCUGCUUGUGUUGCUUUGAUCACAAUCUCCCAAUUCAUUAAAUGUCAGUUAUCAUGCUUGGGCCCUUUUG